Molecule: messenger RNA, 2187 nt
Organism: Protomyces lactucae-debilis
Lineage: Eukaryota; Fungi; Ascomycota; Taphrinomycetes; Taphrinales; Protomycetaceae
Product: SNF2 family N-terminal domain-containing protein
Exons: 2
Coding region: 1-2187 (728 amino acids)
Molecular function (GO): ATP-dependent chromatin remodeler activity; ATP binding; metal ion binding
Source: RefSeq, a predicted model, not a curated record
AUGUCCAGUGCCACCCGUGCCAAGCGUGCCACUCGAGCAAAAAUCCAGUAUACCGGUGACAGUGCAGGAGAUGAGUCAGAGGGUGAUGACGCUGCUUACAAAGAGGAAGACGAACAAAGUGUUCUGUCUGAGCUCGAGUCUGUCCAUUCUGAGCACGAGGAAGUCGCGUCACCUGAAGCUGAAGUUAUUGUAGCGCAGGUUCGACGACGCCAACGCAAUCCGCGCAAUUCACAGGGACCCUCACAGUAUGAAAAGACUGCCAAGAAACUCAUCCUGCAUCACCCAGAGCUCGAGAAUGUCUGGGAUGACUUGAGUGAGCGUCGAGUGCCAGAGCCAAGGAAAGCAGCACAACCAGACAUCUUGACAUUGCAACUCCUGCCGUUUCAGCUAGAAGGUCUCAAUUGGUUGCGUCUCCAAGAAGCUUCUGACUUCAAAGGUGGCAUUCUAGCAGAUGAAAUGGGUAUGGGCAAGACUAUCCAAACUGUGGCACUGCUUGCAACAGACACAACACGCGUCGAAGGCGAAGCAGGCACACUAGUGAUCGCACCCGCAGUCGCCAUCAUCCAGUGGAAGAAUGAGAUUGAAAAGUACACCAACAAUGCCCUCUCCGUCCAUAUCUACCACGGCAGCGCACGCAGUACCGAUAAGACGAAGCUGAUGUCCUACGACGUGGUAUUGACGACUUACAAUCUACUCGAAUCUGCCUAUCGCAAGCAGCAGUUCGGAUUCAAGCGAAAGACAGGACUUGUCAAGGAAAAGAGUUUCUUGCAUGCAAUUGAGUGGCAUCGUGUUGUACUGGAUGAAGCGCACUCCAUCAAGGAUCGUGCUUGUAACACUGCAAAAGCCAUCUUCGCCCUUGAGACUGACCGACGUCUCUGUCUCUCUGGCACGCCCUUGCAGAACCGUGUCGGCGAGUUGUUUUCUUUGCUGCGCUUUUUGAAGGCAGACCCAUUCUCCUACUAUUACUGCAAGAAUUGUCCCUGCAAGAGUCUUUCGUGGAAGUUCAAAGAUAAUCGCCAGUGUGAUGAUUGCGGUCAUUCUCCCAUGGUGCACACCAAUUGGUUCAAUCAUGAGCUCCUCAAACCCAUUCAACGAUUCGGCGCACAAGGUGAGGGACGUGUGGCAUUCUCCAAGAUCCACCAGCUCCUCGGCAAACUCAUGCUGCGUCGUACAAAAGUCGAGCGAGCGGAUGAUAUGGGUCUACCACCGCGCGUUGAGAUGAUUCGUCGUGACAUGUUCAACCCUGAAGAACUUGACUUGUAUGAAUCAUUGUAUACCGGUGCAAAACGUCAGUUCAGUGGGUAUGUCGCUCAGGGAGUCUUGCUCAAUUCCUACGCCAAUAUCUUUCAGCUCAUCACUCGACUUCGACAAAUGGCAGAUCAUCCAGACUUGGUGUUGCGUCGAUUGGAUCUGCAAGCUGAAAACAACCUGGUGUGUCGACUUUGCGAUGAUGUUGCUGAAGAUUGCAUUGCUGCCAAGUGUCGGCAUCAGUUUUGUCGAUCCUGCGUCACAGAGUACAUGGAUACGUGUAUGGCUGUGCCGGAAUGUCCGGUAUGCAAUACGGCGCUGUCUAUUGAUUUGUCGGCACCAGCCAUGGACCCACCAACGGAGGAACGACUACAAAAGAGCAACAUCCUGAAUCGCAUCGACAUGACUAAAUGGAAGUCGUCUACCAAGAUUGAAGCGCUUGUCGAGGAAUUAUACAAGUUGCGCUCCAACAACUCCUCCACCAAGUCGAUUGUCUUUUCUCAAUUCACGUCAUUUUUGGAGUUGAUUGCGUUUCGUUUGCGAAAGGCAGGUUUCAAUACGUGCAAGUUGGAUGGUAGCAUGACACCCGAACAGCGCAACAACACCAUCAUCAAGUUCUCCAAUGACAUUCAAUUUCCAGUCUUUCUCGUUUCAUUGAAAGCAGGUGGUGUGGCACUCAACUUGACGGAAGCGUCGACUGUGUUUUUGGUGGAUUCUUGGUGGAGUCCUAGUGCUGAGUGGCAGGCAGCCGAUCGUAUUCAUCGAUUGGGUCAGUAUCGACCUGUUGCUAUUAAACGCAUUGUCAUUGCUAAUAGUAUCGAGGAGAGGAUUGUUGAGUUGCAAGCAAAGAAGGUGAAUAUGAUCAAAUCAACGCUCGAUCAUGAUGCAACGAGUCUUGAUCGGCUUAAUCAAGAGGACAUGGAGUUUUUGUUUACAUAG